This is a messenger RNA of Gastrolobium bilobum, 1155 nucleotides long. Its product is annotated as mitochondrial import inner membrane translocase subunit TIM17-2-like. Lineage: Eukaryota; Viridiplantae; Streptophyta; Magnoliopsida; Fabales; Fabaceae. The record is from RefSeq and is a predicted model, not a curated record. Gene Ontology annotation, molecular function: transmembrane protein transporter activity. The coding region runs from base 186 to 812 and encodes 208 amino acids. The transcript has a single exon. Gene Ontology annotation, cellular component: TIM23 mitochondrial import inner membrane translocase complex; mitochondrial inner membrane. Gene Ontology annotation, biological process: protein import into mitochondrial matrix.
CCCCACCUCACAUUGUAAUUUCCAAAGUAGCCAGCCAAUGGGAAGAAUAGGAAUAAGAAUAAUUCGUUUCGCACCUUCUUCUCCAACACGCAGAAGAAAACCCGUUUAAGUUUUCGUGUGUCUCAAAACUCACUAUCUCGAGACACAAAAAUCUGAAACGAAACCCUAGAAAGAGAUCGAUUUCGAUGGGAACGCCAGAGACAUCGAGGGAACCGUGCCCGGAUCGCAUACUCGACGACAUCGGCGGUGCGUUCGGGAUGGGAGCCGUUGGUGGCUCCGCCUUCCACUUCCUCAAGGGUCUCUACAACUCACCUAAAGGCCACCGUCUCCACGGCGGAGCUCAGGCCGUUCGCCUCAACGCCCCCCGCGUCGGCGGCGGCUUCGCCGUCUGGGGCGGCCUUUUCUCCGUCUUCGACUGUACCAUGGUCUACGUCCGCCAGAAGGAGGAUCCCUUGAACUCCAUCUUCGCCGGCGCAGCCACCGGCGGCUUCCUCUCCAUGCGUCAGGGCUUCGCAGCCUCCGCCCGCUCCGCCGCUUUCGGCGGCGCCAUCCUCGCCCUCAUCGAAGGCGCCGGAAUCAUGCUCAAUAAGUUCCUCAUCGCGCAGCAGCCCAUGCCCGUCAUCAUGGACGACCCCUCUCCGCCGCAGGCACGGCCGACGGCGGCGGAAUUUCCGUCCGAUUCGGGUAAACCGUGGCUCGGGGGGUUGUUCGGUGGAGGUAGAAAAGAAGAGCCAGGCACGAAUGGGGGAAGCGAGACGAAGAUUCUAGAGAGUUUCGAUGCUCCACCUGUGCCCAAUUUUGAGUACAAGUAAAUGGGGUUUGGUUUUGAGGUAGUGAUUUUGUUUAUGAAAUUUGAGGAAGUUACUGAAUUUGUUGUCGGAGGGGUUUGUUUUGAGCCUCACUCAUAUGAUUAUCUAUCAUACCAUAAAUUAAGGGCAUAUAUAAUAUAGGAUAAAGCAUAAAGUAUAAUACUAUAAGAUUUGAUUGUAUAAGAUCUGAUUAAAUUUUAAUAUUAUCUAGUAUUUAGCAUGAUAUUGUAUAAGAUAAUAUGUGUAUAAGAUAAUAUCAUCCGAUGUUUAGUAAUACACUAUAUAAUACCAGAUAUGUUAAAAAAAAUAUUUUUGUCAAAAAUAUCUUUUAAUAAUGAAUUUACAU